AUGGGUGGUGUGAAAGGGAACAUCUCCUGCCAUGCCAUGUCAACAGACAGAUGCCACAUCUGUCUGACUCUGGCCUCCCCAAAUGUGGAUUUCUGGGGCAUGCAGGACCGCAGUGACACACGACGUCCCCGCACGAAGGUGCUGCGUGCAGAGGAGUCAGACAACAGCGGGCUCAGGCGCGGAGAUCGGAGGAGAAGCGGAGAGGAGCGAGGGGCCGGAGGACCCCAGGCGGAAAUGCCUCCCGCGGCCGGGGCCGGCGUCGCGGGGGGCGGGGCGCGGAUGCAGAGCUUCUGGCGGUCAGGGACGGAAGGGCUGGGAAAGGAUGGGGGAGAUGGGAGCGUGGUUAAGAACAGCCCGAGGAGAAGGGAAGCUUGGAAACCUACUGCUUGGGGGUCAUUUGAUUCCACGAUACUGUACACGUCUGAAAGUACGCGCCUGGAAAGCAGUGUUUCUCUCGCUUCCAUUCACGGCUGGAUGCCCAGUGCCUGGAGCGGAGCCAGACUCGUGGUCGGCAUUCACCGCAGCCGAGGAAGUGACAGCGAAGCUGGCCCCGUGCCCAGCAUCAGCACCGCUGACCAGAGCCUCUGGAGCAGGGGCGCUGGCUGGAUCCUGCAGAGCCUGCUGGAAGCAUGCGAGAGCUGA
Molecule: messenger RNA, 642 nt
Organism: Rangifer tarandus platyrhynchus (Svalbard reindeer)
Lineage: Eukaryota; Metazoa; Chordata; Mammalia; Artiodactyla; Cervidae
Source: the annotation of a GenBank genome assembly